Messenger RNA from Phytomonas sp. Hart1, 282 nucleotides. The record is from the annotation of a GenBank genome assembly. Lineage: Eukaryota; Euglenozoa; Kinetoplastea; Trypanosomatida; Trypanosomatidae.
AUGCGGAAGUGCCUUCAGCGGUUUAUGCGAAACGUCAGCCAAGCCGCGCGCAACCUUAACGUCGGCUACGUCUCCGCGACCUACGAGGAUCACUACUGGUCGUCCUGCACGGAGGAUUCCCCCCGAAUGCCCACCCCACAGGGCCCCCACAAGGAGGAGGGGGCCCAUGGCUGCGGCAAAUCGCGCGCGCGGAGGCCACUCCUGGAGCAACCCCUCGAACUCCUCCUCUCCCGGGUGUGGACACGAGAGCUCCAAGCCCUUCAGUCCGAGCGCACACCCUGA